Messenger RNA from Megalops cyprinoides (Indo-Pacific tarpon), 4317 nucleotides. RefSeq names its product protein spinster homolog 2-like. Gene Ontology annotation, cellular component: membrane. NCBI's taxonomy places the organism in Eukaryota, Metazoa, Chordata, Actinopteri, Elopiformes, Megalopidae. The record is from RefSeq and is a predicted model, not a curated record. The transcript is spliced from 12 exons. Gene Ontology annotation, molecular function: transmembrane transporter activity; sphingolipid intramembrane carrier activity. The coding region runs from base 311 to 2152 and encodes 613 amino acids. Gene Ontology annotation, biological process: sphingosine-1-phosphate receptor signaling pathway; transmembrane transport; lipid transport.
UCGGUAUGAAGUUACGAUUCCCUGAAUUCCCUAAACAUCAGGUGCCACUGGCUUUGUCGGGGAGGAGUUUAUAUCGCCCGCCACACCCAGUUGUACUCUAACGGCACAGCCAGGGUAAAGGAACGGUAGCCACGGACACUAUAUUGUUGGGAAAAGAUGAACUAGGACAACCCCACGCAUCUGAAUCCGCAAGACAAGAGCAUUUCAGUUCAUCCCUUCUUUCUCGCCGAAUCCUUCGUGGAUCGUUGAUCUUUUUCAAAGGUUUGCGCGCGGUCCCAUUCUCGUCGCGCUGGAUCUGUCGUGCCAGAGGAUGUGUGUGGAGGGUGAUGGGUGCGAGCUCGAAAGCUGCGGCAGGUCGGACUUCGUGCACACGCUGUCUGGCAGUAUGAGCCCCGGUCUGAAAUCAAACCCGGAUCUCCAUCAGUGCAAAAGCAGCGUCUCCGGACAGAAAUUCCGCGCCUCGCUUCUGCGAUGCAGGUCUCCCGCAGCCGCGGCGGGGAUACUCAGUUUUGGAAACGUUCUGAAUUACAUGGACAGAUACACUGUAGCAGGUGUUCUGCUGGACAUCCAGAAGCACUUCACAGUGACUGACAGUGAGGCAGGCCUGCUCCAAACAGUCUUCAUCUGUAGCUUCAUGGUGGCAGCCCCCAUCUUUGGUUACCUGGGAGACCGCUUCAACAGGAAGAUCAUCCUGAGUUGCGGCAUCUUCUUCUGGUCAGCGGUCACCCUCUCCAGCUCGUUCAUCACCAAAGAGUAUUACUGGCUGUUCGUCCUUUCGAGGGGCCUCGUCGGCAUCGGGGAGUCCAGCUACUCCUCCAUCUCACCCACCAUCCUGGGAGACAUGUUCACCAACAACACCCGCACCAUGGUUCUCUCCGUCUUCUACUUCGCCAUCCCCCUGGGCAGUGGUCUCGGCUACAUCCUGGGCUCCAGCGCUAAGCAUGCGGCCGGGGACUGGCACUGGGCUUUACGGGUCUCCCCGGUGCUGGGGAUGACAGCUGGGACGCUGAUCCUGUUUUGCGUGCCCGAGCCGAAACGCGGAAGCGCGGACCAGCUCGGGGGGAACCUCAAGGCCCGCACCACUUGGGCGUGCGACAUGAAGGCCCUCGCCAAAAACCGUAGUUACGUUUUCUCCUCGCUGGCCUCCGCCGCCGUGUCCUUUGCCACCGGUGCCUUUGGCAUGUGGAUCCCACAGUACCUGUACAGGGCGCAGGUGGUGCAGAAGACCGUCAUGCCCUGCACAGAGGAGCCCUGCAGUAUCAAAGACAGCCUGAUUUUCGGAGCCAUCACCUGCGUCACAGGCUUCCUGGGCGUGCUGAUCGGGGCGGCCUCCACCCGUCUGUGCCGGCAGAAGACGGACAGGGCGGACCCGCUGGUGUGCGCCGUCAGCAUGCUGGGGUCGGCCAUCUUCAUCUGCUUCAUCUUCGUCGCUGCCAAGAAGAGCAUUGUGGGAGCUUACAUCUGCAUUUUCAUAGGGGAGACGUUGCUCUUUUUAAACUGGGCUAUUACUGCAGACAUUUUAAUGUAUGUUGUAAUCCCAACCCGAAGAGCCACUGCUGUUGCCCUGCAGAGCUUCACGUCUCACAUACUGGGGGACGCCGGGAGCCCGUACCUGAUUGGGCUGAUCUCGGACGCCCUGCAGAAGAGUUACGCACACUCUGCGCUGUGGCAGUUCCUCAGCCUGGGGUACGCGCUCAUGCUCUGCCCCUUCGUCAUCAUCCUGGGAGGGAUGUUCUUCCUCGCGACGGCCCUCUUCUUCCUGGACGACAGAGACAAAGCUGAGAAACAGAUGCAGGGGGAGAGUGUGCGGGGGCGAGUGGAGGAGCUGAAGCCGGCGGUCCCGGCACUGAGGCCCGCCCGGACGCCGCUCCGCCACACCGCCAGCUCACUGCCCCUGACGGGCGGGCCCCUGAUGGACGUGCCACUGUCAGGCGGGCCCCUGAUGGAUGGGCCCCUGAUGGACGGGCCCCUGAUGGACGGAUCCGGCCGCUACGGAGGCCCCGUGAUCUGCAGCAGGUGCCAAUCGCUGCGUUUCUACACGGACCCCACACUGGCCGCCGCGGCCGGCAGGAUGACCUUUAGGGACACGGAGAUGACCUUGCUUCCUCCCGGCGGCGAGCCCGGUGAAAUGGCCCUGAGGUCUUUAUGCUGACGAUGUGGCCCCGGCGAGGCUUCGGUUCACCUGUGCGCUUCUUUCGGCAUCUGUUUGCAGUCGUAGGUCAUACCGUACAGCACAGAGCAUCUGUGACACAGAGUUUGGUCAGUCGGGUUUUUUUUUUUUCUAAUGUAUAAUUGGAAGAUAUCCCCCAUGAAUGUUUGAAAAGAAAAGUUCAAGAUCUCAAGUCCAAGUCUCAUGUGGAAGCUGUCUGCAAAGUAUGAAGACAGGAUGACUCUCGUCUGCUAGGCUGGCUCAUAACAUUUAUCAUAACAUCACCAGUCGAUCUGGAACGUCCUUUGAGAUAGCCUGGAAACAGCACAUGCCAUACAGUAUCAUAGCAUUCUCUUUAGCAUCAGAGAACAUGUUUUUGCGAGCAUCUUUUUUACAAUUAUAAAACACACUGGCAUUUUGGAAUGAGCUGAUGGAGCCCACUGGCUUAUCAGGCUACAUAACUGUUUGAUUACAAAUCUCAGCUGCUGUCCUGGAGAAAGAUAUUUCGAAACUCUGAGCAUAUGAACAACAAGCUAAGAUUCAGUCGUAGGCUUUGUAUACAGUACAUGUGGUUUGCCAUUGUAGAUAUUCCUGAAGGCAUUCCUGUAUUAUUCCUGAAAUUUGUGUUGCAGUCAUAAAAAAUGUGCUUUUAUCAGGAGCAAGAUGGCAAAUCAGUUAAGUCUAUCUCUGGAUGAAAAAUGGCCUCAUAAGAGAACUAUCCUGGCCAUAAAUUAUGUUUGAUACCCUGUGGGUUACACAGCAUUUUAAUCUAGGUCAAAGAAAAGUCUAAGAAUUCAAGGCUUAUAAAACUGAGUUUGACUAAAUGUCUCACCACAGUACACAAAGAAUGGGGAUGUCACCACCCAUUCAAUCCACAGUACUCCUCAGUCAAAGCUGAUACUAAGUGACUGUCUGUAGUAAUGUUCCUGCUGAAGUAUACUAUAGUAUGGGUAAUAGGACCGGGUGGUCUUGUGUGACCCUGCUGUUGUGUCUUUUUACACCGUGGGUUUGAGGUGCAUCUCUCUUUUGUGGUGCAUUGAGGGAAAAAAGCACCUCAUUCAUCUCUAAACAUUAUACUGAACACAGAUGGUGUUCAUGGGAACGCUGGAAGAAACAUUCAGUUGCCAGUUGGUUUCUCUCGGUUCAGUGUUGGGAAAGAUCAUUCUGAACAUGUAGGAUGUGCCUCUGUCCAAUUACGUUAUUCAUUGUGCAGCUUAAUCAUGCAGUGUCAAGCUUUGUGUGAUUCUUUCCUGCAUUUUACCAGUAUUGGUCUGUAAGUGAACAUAUAGCUAUACACCUAUAUUGUGCAGCAAUAUUCAGAUAUUGGAAAUCAUAGAUUCCGGUUGCUAUGGAUUUCGUUGCCGUAGUGAACGAUUCAUGCCAGAGAGCUUAGUGAAGGAUUUUUAUACUUUCACCUGUGCAUUGAUUUUAAAUGUGCCCUAUAAUUUCAGCCCAUUUUAUCACAGUGGAACAACUGUCCUUUUUAAAUCACAGACACUUAUAGUUCUCCAAUAUCCAACUGCAGAACUAUGCACAUAUUAAAUCCACUUGUGAUCACAGCUUCUCAAGAACAGAUAAGCACUGGAAUUCUAUUCUAUUUUACAGAAUACAUCUAUCCAGGGAGCCCAGUAAAAAUGGACAGAGGAACCCUAAUGUCUCUCAGAUUGAUCAUGUUUCAUUAUCAUUAGGCUGUGAAGCUUCAUGAAAUGAGUUUUAGAAAGAGUGUAAUAUUCAGGGGGAUCUUCUUCAAACUCUCAAAUGGAUACUGCCGUUUCUUACCAAAUAUAUGUGAUGGUCAUCUGUUAAAUCUCAGCAUUGAAUACGGAUGGUUUUCAGUUACGAGGCUGCCAGGUUCCUGGUGCCCAAAACUGUUCCUCGCUAACUGUUUGGUUUUUGCUUUUCAUUUUUUUUUAUAAGGCAUUGCUACUGGACUACUCUUCACUGGGUAAUGUGAUGCAAUGGUACUCUCCUCAUUCUUGUCAUACAAGAGUUUCUGUAAAAAAGAAAACUGGAAUCGUAUUUCUGAUAUCAAGCAGAAUUCAAAGCCUGUUUUAUUUUUUAGAGCAAGUGUAAUUGCUACUGUUGUCUAGGAAGUAACUGUGACACUCCCAUGGGGAGGACUAGGAAACCAACGUGUACAUGUAAAUUGUUAAAUAAACUUAUUCGAA